Molecule: messenger RNA, 1182 nt
Organism: Neurospora tetrasperma FGSC 2508
Lineage: Eukaryota; Fungi; Ascomycota; Sordariomycetes; Sordariales; Sordariaceae
Exons: 5
Coding region: 1-1182 (393 amino acids)
Source: RefSeq, a predicted model, not a curated record
AUGUUGCUCAUUGCUCGUCUCAAUCGUGCCGUGGCAUGCUUUGCCUUGCCGCUGAUGUACGGCAUCGUCAAAAGCCCUCCACUUCGCUACCUACAACUGCUCCAAACUAAUAUAUCCAGCCAUGGCCAUCUCAAUGGCAACGUAGUGACUCUGACUAUUGCUCAGAAUUGCUCUGCCCUCAAACAUUUUAUAUGUUUUACCAUACCAGAUGAGGAAGCUGAGAAACAUCUCAGCAGUUUGCUGCAAAUGCUUCCUCCUAACACAAUAGAAUCUUUUACGGUCAUACGAGGUGUUAUAGUGGGCCCACACGUACUAAAGGCUCUGGAUAAGCAUUCUGGCUCUCUGAAGCUCCUUGUGUUGUCUCAAUUGGGAGCCAGAGCUCUGGGCGCAUUGAAUGAGCUCCAAAAGUGCAAUGCACUGGAGAGUCUGUGUCUCGACGCUUCGCGCGCUGGCCCAGACUUUGACUUCGUACGGUCAGAUACAGCAGUCUACGGUCAGUGUGUGGAAUGGCUGCAAAACUGCGCCCAAAUGACGCACCUCAGCUUGAGCUUUUUCCCUGGUGGCACGCAACUUCUCAAGGAUUCACUGACAGGGCCAAAGCUCCGUCUUAAGUCUCUCGCCCUGGUUUCAGUUGAGGCAAAUGCGCCCUGGUAUAGUGAGCUACAUCACCAAGCGAAACUUGAGUACUUGAACGUCGAAGUUCCGCAGCUGGAGUUUCAGGAACUUGGACCUGCCACUGGGAGAUGCCAGGGCCUUGCCGCAGGCAUAUCGCGCUGUCCAGAGCUUAAGGAAUUGGGGACGGAAGAGUAUCUCUCGGUCGCAGAUAUCAGCAUGAUCAGCGAAGGCGCUUUGAAGUUGGAAAAAAUCAGCUUCAGCGGGAGUCUGGUUCAUGAUGCGCACAUCAUGCCACUUGCAAACCUUCCACGCCUUAAGGAAGUAUACGUCACAGGUGACUCGGCCUUCACGGCCUCGGGGAUCCUGAAAUUCUUCAAAAAGAUGGAAGAAACCCCCGAUCAUGACCAUCUGGGGUUUGAAUUCGGCGCGGUGUUCCAGCAAGGCACUUCGAUUGGACAGAGAGAUUACAAACGCCUUCGUAAAGCAGCCACGCAAGCCUUUGAUGGAAAUGUUGAUAUCCAGUUCAUUGACUCUGACGGAGAAGAUUACUACUUCCAGGAUAACUAG